AUGGGUGGUGCAGCGACGGAGCCGCCUUCGGUCUCCCUAUCGUUCGCCAACAAUUUCUGGGGCAAAGAUGACGCCGGCGUCGGUCCCAUGCUCGACCGCAUGCAUGCGGCCAAGGUCACCAACGACGAACUCAAAAACUUCUACGCAGCCCGCUCAGCAAUCGAAGAGGAAUACUCGCGGAAACUCCUAAAUCUCUCACGCAAGCCCCUGGGAUCAUGUGAAACCGGCACCCUACGACUGUCGUGCGAUGUCAUCCGAGCCGAGGUCGAGUCCAUGGGCAAGGCGCACCAGAGCAUAGCACAGCAGAUGAAGACAGAGCUAGAAGAGCCACUACAGGCGUUCGCUGGUGGAAUGAAGGAGCGCAGGAAGAUUGUGCAGAACGGUAUCGAGAAGCUGCUCAAGCUGAAGAUGCAGCAGACGUCGACUGUCAACAAGGCACGCGACCGGUACGAGCAGGACUGUCUCAAGAUCAAGGGUUUCCUAGCGCAGGCGCACAUGGUCAUGGGACACGAGGAGCGAAAGAACAAGGCAAAGCUGGAGAAGACCCAAAUCAAUCUGGCGACAACGAGCAGCGAAUACGAGGCCGCGGUCAAAGUGCUUGAAGAGACCACUGGCAGAUGGAACAGGGACUGGAAAGCCGCCUGCGACAAGUUCCAGGAUCUCGAAGAGGAGCGCAUCGAUUACACAAAGAGCAGUCUCUGGAACUUCGCCAACAUUGCCUCCACAGUAUGCGUCAGCGACGAUGCCGGAUGCGAGAAGAUGCGCCUGUCCCUCGAGGAUUGCGACGUAGAGAAGGACAUCAGCGGCUUCAUCAAGGAGUCCGGUACUGGCCAGGAGAUCCCCGACCCUCCCAAGUUCAUCAACUUCUGCAGAGGAGACGCCGAGACCUCAUCGCAGGUUGACGAGGACGAGAACUACUCAGUCGCCCAGUUUGCUAGGACCUUGAACCCAUCCUACCGCGCUUCAUCACCAGCGCCAUCUACAUUCUCCUCGCAUCACGAUCCAAACAACCCACUAAAUCAUUCAGACAGCCAGUGGAACCACCGCCUCCGCUCAUGGAUGAACCCCGCAGGCGUGGAGAAUCUCCCCACCAACAGGCAGAAUCUCCCCGACAAUCCACCAAGACAGCAGCAGCAGCACAUCGAGCCUCUGAGACAACAUACAGACCCACCAAGACAGCAGCAGCAGCACAUCGAGCCUCUGAGACAACAACAACACCACAUUGAACCUCUGCGACAACAUGUGGAGCCACCAAGGCAACCAGAGCCACAGCAAGCCCCUCCAUCCCCACAAGUUGCACGCGCAGUACAGCCAGAUCCUCGAUUGGUUCAGGCACAGCAACAAGCUCGUCAACAAUACCAGCAGAGUCAAGCUCCACACAACGACUAUCCUGCGGAUGGUAUGACACAGUUCUGCCGCAUCGAUGCGCCGUCUGAUCGCAGCUCGAUCCCAAGUCCCGCUCGACCUGCCAGUAGGGAUUCACAGAGCGAUUACUCCAACCCCACGUCUUUCUCUAGCAUCGAGCCUCCAAGUGGUUCAGCAUCUCCUGGCAAGCCAAUGCCACAAUCACCGUUGCCUGAACCCAGCCCGAUUGAAGAGGGCUCCGUGGCAAAGAAGAGGGGCUUCUUCAACAGCCCCUUCGCACGGAGAAAGAGCAAGCACGAAGUCGAGACUCCAGCAGCUCUGACUCCUGCCAAUCGCAACCGCAACACAUGGGCACCUCCCGCGCGCAGGAACACGGAAGAGAACACCAGCCCUACCAAGAGCUUUGCUACUAGAGCUACUCCUCGCAAUGCCAUACAGAGUCGCGCUCCCUCGCCCAGCCCUGAACCAGCGGAUCCUCGUGCCAACUUCCAGCUCAACGUUGGUAACAACGUUUUCGACGUGGCGUCGCCGGACAAGAAGAAGCAACAAGAGCAGGAAGAGUCGCAAGAGGAUCUUGAUCCGAUUGCGCAGGCCCUUGAGGAGCUGAGAGGUGUCACUAAGCAGACGUCUGUUCGUCAGCAGCCCGAUGAUCGCAAGCAGGCUUCUUCUCGCCAGACUGCCGAUCGUUACCAUGGUCUCGCAACGCCUGCCCCGGGUACACCUGCUGUCGGGUCGAAGUUGGCAGGUAGUGCACCUACUCCCCUUUCUAACGUCGACCUGAGCGCUGCAAAGCGAGGCACACCUCCACCAACAUACGAGCAGCCAAAACGCGAGCAGCCGCCUCCCCAGCCUCGUGAGCAGCCGCGCGAACAACCACCCAUGUCUCACCUGGGUGCCCCCAAGCCAGCGCAUACUUCGCGCGCUAUGCAGAAGACGACUCAGAUGUACGUCAAUCAGAAGAAUUCAUACCGCUCAUCUGGAGGGCAAUCACAGCCAGCAUCGCCCUCGACAUACCAACCUGCGCAACGACAGCAACCACCAGCAUCGCAGCCUGCACCAAGAGCGCAACCCGCUCCACGUCAACAACCUGUAGCUCAGCCUGCACAACGGCCGCAACCUGCGCAACAACCAACGCCACGACCGGCAUCGAGGCUACAGCAACAGCAACAACAACAACAACAGCAGCAGCAGCAGCAGCAAAGGCCUCAACAACAAGCCCCUCCCGCAAAUUCAUUCAGCCGGACCGCAUCGCCCAACCCAUAUGCGGCAUCGAAUGCUGGGGGCAGGCCUAGAGCACAGACAGCUACUGCCGCUGCACAAGCAUACGGUACACCUGUAGGACGUAACUCGUACUCCUCGAACCGUGGCCCAUCUCCCAAUGUCAACCCCACCCCACGAACUGCCUCGCCCCUUCCCCCACAACAGCCCCCUCAACCAGCCUACGCGCAAUCGCAAUCCCGCCCAGCAUCACGAGCAGCCCCCGUCUCGCGAGCCGCAAGCCCGAACCCACAAUUCCGCCAAUCCCAAGAACGACCCAGCAGUUCCCACAGCGGCAUGGCUCUCGCACUCUCCACCGCAGGCAGCGAGCGUGGCGACGGCAGCGUCUAUGGUGGAAGCCAGUACGGAGGCAGUAGCUCCUACAUGGGCGGCGGCAGCGCAGGAAGCGAAUUCGGCUUCAGCGGCGGGUCUGGUGCUGGUUCCGUGAGAGCGGAAUCGCGGGCUAGGAGCAAGAGUCUGGCUGAACCGAAGAAUUACAAUAGCCAGGGUAGGGUUAUUUUGAACUACUCACGUGCGAUGUACUCGUAUGCAGCGCAGAUUCCAGAGGAAUUGGGCUUCCAGAAGGGCGAUAUCUUGGCUGUGCUUAGGUUGCAGGAUGAUGGGUGGUGGGAGGCUGAGCCUGUGGGCAAUACUGGUCGACCUGGUCUUGUGCCGUCGAACUAUUUGCAGCCGUGCUAA
Messenger RNA from Alternaria novae-zelandiae, 3321 nucleotides. RefSeq lists its product as uncharacterized. Bases 1 to 3321 code for a protein of 1106 amino acids. Lineage: Eukaryota; Fungi; Ascomycota; Dothideomycetes; Pleosporales; Pleosporaceae. The transcript is spliced from 7 exons. Gene Ontology annotation, biological process: cytoskeleton organization. Gene Ontology annotation, molecular function: protein binding; phospholipid binding. The record is from RefSeq and is a predicted model, not a curated record. Gene Ontology annotation, cellular component: plasma membrane; mitotic actomyosin contractile ring, proximal layer; cytoplasmic side of plasma membrane.